AUGACAGCCUCCGUGCUCCUCCACCCCCGCUGGAUCGAGCCCGUCAUGUUCCUCUACGACAACAGCCUGGAUGAGAUCAAUAAGAACAUGGACGGGUUUCACGCCGGCAGCAACUUCGCGGCGGCGGCCAACCCCUGCCGCAACCUGAUGGCUCAUCCCGCGCCCCUGGCCGCCCCCAGCGCCGCUGCCUACACCUCCAGCGAGGCCCCCGCCGCCGGCAUGGCUGAGCCCGCUGUCAAGCAGUGCAGCCCCUGCUCGGCCGCCGUGCAGAGCUCCUCCGGCGCUGCUCUACCCUAUGGCUACUUCGGCAGCGGCUACUACCCCUGCCGUAUGACCCACCACAACGCGAUCAAAUCCUGCGCCCAGCCCGCCUCCACCUUCGCCGACAAGUACAUGGACACUUCGGUCUCCGGCGAGGAGUUCACGUCGCGGGCCAAGGAGUUCGCCUUCUACCAGGGCUACGCCGCCGGGCCCUACCAGCCAGUGCCCGGCUAUUUGGAUAUGCCUGUGGUGCCCGCCAUCGGCGGCCCCGGCGAGCCGCGCCACGACCCCCUGCUCCCCAUGGACAGCUACCAGCCUUGGGCCAUCACCAAUGGGUGGAAUGGGCAAGUGUACUGCCCCAAGGAGCAGAGCCAGCCGCCUCACCUCUGGAAAUCCACCCUCCCGGACGUCGUUUCCCAUCCCUCGGACGCGAACUCGUACAGACGAGGGAGAAAGAAACGAGUGCCUUACACAAAGGUCCAGUUAAAAGAACUCGAAAGGGAAUAUGCUACAAAUAAAUUCAUAACCAAAGACAAACGGAGGAGGAUAUCGGCGACUACAAAUCUAUCAGAGAGACAGGUCACAAUCUGGUUCCAAAACAGAAGGGUCAAAGAGAAAAAAGUGAUCAACAAAUUGAAGACCACCAGUUAAUGGAUUAAAAAUGGAGAAGCAGCAACUCAUAAGUUUCAGAACAUUUUU
Melopsittacus undulatus (budgerigar) is the source of this 960-nucleotide messenger RNA. RefSeq names its product homeobox A13 (gene HOXA13). The record is from RefSeq and is a predicted model, not a curated record. Bases 1 to 912 code for a protein of 303 amino acids. The transcript has 2 exons. Gene Ontology annotation, molecular function: DNA-binding transcription factor activity, RNA polymerase II-specific; RNA polymerase II cis-regulatory region sequence-specific DNA binding. NCBI's taxonomy places the organism in Eukaryota, Metazoa, Chordata, Aves, Psittaciformes, Psittaculidae. Gene Ontology annotation, biological process: regulation of transcription by RNA polymerase II.